Messenger RNA from Benincasa hispida (wax gourd), 1897 nucleotides. RefSeq names its product S15/NS1, RNA-binding protein. Gene Ontology annotation, molecular function: structural constituent of ribosome. Gene Ontology annotation, biological process: translation. The record is from RefSeq and is a predicted model, not a curated record. NCBI's taxonomy places the organism in Eukaryota, Viridiplantae, Streptophyta, Magnoliopsida, Cucurbitales, Cucurbitaceae. Gene Ontology annotation, cellular component: ribosome.
CAACUUCAGAGGUUCAUUUCUCAAACCCUAGUCCUGGGCGCCUUCGCCUUCUGCUUCUUCUUCUCUACCAAAACCUCACUCUAAACCUUCUUCAGUUUUUCUUACAAUGGCGCUUCAACUCAGCCUCAAACCCAAAAACCCUAAAAGUCUCACCAAUCCUUCUCUCAUCCACCUCUUCUCAACCAAUUCCUCCGCCCCAUCUGAUCCAAAUGACGACACCGCCGAUACUUCCACUGCCUCAGCUCAAUCUCCCAUCUCCUCUUACUUAAGCGAUGUCAAAGCCCGCUUCAAACAGCAGCAGCAGCAGCAGCAGCAAUCUUCAUCUCCAUCCACUGUUAGAGGGCCUUCCUCCCCAUUCACUUCUCCUCCCAAUCGGUCGUCUUCUCCGGCUUCGAAAGCCGCUUCACUUGAAGAAAUCAGAAAGAAUCUCUCUGAAUUUCGCAGCCGAUCGUCUGUGCCUCCUCCCUCCGACCUCGGUUCUACACCUUCCUCUUCUGCUUCUUCGUCUUGGCAGCGCGGUAUGUCAUUUCAAGAGCUUUACAAGAAAAAUGUGAUGAGAAAGGGCGAGGAUGAUAAUGCACCUGCGGAUUCGAUGGGAGGUGGCCGUUUCAGGAUGUCAUACGAUUCUAUUCGGGAGAGCUUGCGGCAGCCGAGAGCGAGGAAAAAUGAACCAAAGACUGGGGAUUCAUUGUCUUUAUCGGCGUUUAAAGACAGCUUGAAAUUGAAACCGUCGGACCCGUCGUCCACGCCGGUGCUGGAUGGGACAGGGAGAUUACCAGCGUCGGUUUUUGGGAAGGAGAUGAGUGACAGAAAAGAUGGGAAAAACGAGGAAAUGAAGACGGAGUUUGUGAAGAUGUAUAGCUAUGGGGAAUUGGGGACCAAGUUGAAAGCUCUGAGGCCAGAUAAAGCAAAAGGGAAGAAUUGGUUUUCAUUGACGGAGUUGAAUGACAGGUUGGUGAAGCUUAGGACAAUGGAGGAGAAGGAGACUGAGGCGAGAAUUGGGGGGAUUUCAUUCCAGGAUUUGAGAGCGAGCUUGAUUCAGAUGAAGAUUUCCGAUGAGGAAAAGACAAAGAAAUCGACAGUCCAGCGGCUUGAUAUCUUGGGUCAUCUAGUUCGAACACCAAAGCAUAUGCUACAACCUCCAAAGGAACAUCUUGUUGAAAAGUAUUUCCAUCCAGAUAACAUGUCGUCUGCCGAAAAGAUGAAAAUUGAGUUAGCAAAAGUUAGAGAUGAAUUUAAAAUGUCAGAGUCAGACUGUGGAUCUGCUCAAGUUCAAGUUGCUCAACUUACCACUAAAAUCAAUCAUCUAACUGCCGUCCUGCACAAGAAGGAUAAGCAUUCUAAGAAAGGUCUUCUUGCAAUGGUACAACGGAGGAAAAAGCUACUGAAGUAUCUUCGACGAACCGACUGGGAAUCUUACUGUAUGGUUCUUAAUAAACUUGGUCUCCGAGACAACCCAGAUUACAAGACCUGAGUUCAGGUGGAUCUCUGUUCUUCUCUUGCAUACAUUUAAAUGUCUUUCCUGAGGUUUGCACUGAGUUUUGCUGGAGAGAGUUCUGUAAUAUUAAAAUUUAUUUCAUUCAUAUCAUCAUAUCAUGAAGAGAGAUGUUUUCAUCUUGUUGGCAUGAAAGGCAAAAUGGCAUUGGAAGCUUGUAGAUGUCAGAUAGUUCAUUGCUAACGGGAAAGUGCAGAAGUUUCAGUUUUAUUUCAAUAGAGCAAAUCCUGAUCUGAUAUAAUACUUUUUUUUUUUUUUUGGAAUUCAUUCCUUUUUAGCUGCAAAAUGAACUGCCCUGUUCCUGCUGGCAAAUAAUGGAUUUGAAAGUAAAGUAGUCUGCAGUUGAACCAUUUUCAUUUCAUUACCUAUACUUUUUAUACUAAAUCUUCCCUUUCUUUUCCA